AUGGGUUUCGAAAAUAUCUCAAAUGACCCUGAGAACAAGGUGAUGGGUUCUGAAGACGAGAAGGCUGGACAUGCACCACCGCCAUUUGAGGGUACUAUGGUGGGGGAGAUGACUGACGCCGAGAGGAACGUCUAUGAUCACGGUAUCCAGAAGUUCAAUCGUCUCGGAUGGAAGCGUCUCACCGUCGUCCUCAUUGUUGAGGCCAUUGCUCUCGGCAGUUUGUCAAUUCCUUCGACUUUCGCCACACUUGGCAUGGUCGCCGGUGUGAUCUGUUGUGUGGGUCUUGGUUUGAUCGCCAUCUACACCAGUUACAUUGUGGGAAUGGUCAAGCUCGCCUUCCCUGAGGUGGCUAACUAUGCCGAUGCGGGUCGCUUGAUGGGUCGUCGUUUGCAUUGUGGUCGCUUUGGAUAUGAACUGGUUAAUGUCAUGCUUGGCCUUCAGUUGAUCUUCCUGACCGCCUCCCACUGUUUGACCGGAACCAUCGCAUUUUUGGACAUCACCAAAAGUGGCAUUUGCUCGAUCAUUUUCGCGGUGGUCUCUGCGAUCAUCCUGCUCUUGCUCGCGAUUCCCCCGAGUUUCACCGAAGUCGCCAUUCUCGGUUACGUUGAUUUCGCCUCCAUUGUCAUCGCCAUUGGCAUUACAAUCAUCGGAACUGGUGUGCAGGCAACGGACGCACCCGGUGGACUCGCUGCAGUCCCUUGGUCUGCAUGGCCCAAGGAUAACCUCACCUUCACCGAGGCCUUCAUCGCCGUCACCAACAUCAUUUUUGCCUACAGCUUCGCCAUGUGCCAAUUUUCUUUCAUGGACGAAAUGCACACUCCUCGCGACUUCGUCAAAUCCAUCUGGGCCCUCGGUAUCACCGAGAUCGUUAUCUACACUGUGACCGGUGCCUUGAUUUACGCCUUUGUGGGAUCUGACGUCAAAAGCCCUGCGCUGACCUCCGCGGGUACUACCCUCAGUCGCAUCGCAUAUGGUGUUGCCCUCCCCGUCAUCUUUAUCAGUGGCUCCAUCAACACCGUUGUGUUUGGUCGUUUGAUCCAUGGUCGUAUCUUCGCCAACUCGCCCAUUCGCUUCAUCAACACCAAGAUGGGAUGGAUCACCUGGUUGGCUGUGAUCACGGCGGCUACCAUUGUCGCGUUCAUCAUCGCCGAGGUGAUUCCAUUCUUCAACGACUUGUUGUCAAUCUCCUCAUCUCUCUUUAUCUCCGGAUUCACCUUCUACUUCCCUGCCAUGAUGUGGUUCAUGCUCCUCCGGGAGGGUAGCUGGAAGGAGCCUAAGAAUUUGGCAUUGGCCGGCCUCAACAUCCUGAUCUUUGUGAUUGGUAUGGUGGUACUUGUCGGCGGUACCUACGCUAGUAUCGAUGAUAUCAUGAUCAAGUACGACAAGGGAGAAGUUGGUGGUGUCUUUUCUUGUGCCGCUCCGGAGUAA
Messenger RNA from Penicillium soppii, 1428 nucleotides. RefSeq names its product putative amino acid transporter. Gene Ontology annotation, molecular function: amino acid transmembrane transporter activity. The transcript is spliced from 2 exons. Bases 1 to 1428 code for a protein of 475 amino acids. NCBI's taxonomy places the organism in Eukaryota, Fungi, Ascomycota, Eurotiomycetes, Eurotiales, Aspergillaceae. Gene Ontology annotation, cellular component: vacuolar membrane. The record is from RefSeq and is a predicted model, not a curated record. Gene Ontology annotation, biological process: amino acid transmembrane transport.